This is a messenger RNA of Styela clava, 2385 nucleotides long. NCBI's taxonomy places the organism in Eukaryota, Metazoa, Chordata, Ascidiacea, Stolidobranchia, Styelidae. The record is from RefSeq and is a predicted model, not a curated record.
CCUAGAUAGGCAUAUGCAAUAGGCCUAUAUAAAGUGCAUUAUUCAAGCACUUGGUUGUGAAAAAGCACCGAACACCAGGAAUACCUACAAUCAAGGGGAUUAGUGAUGACCGGAUAUAAAAUAUUCCUCUCUGUUAUCUCAUUCAUAUUUUAUCUGCGAGUGGGCGAUUGUGGAAAAACUGCAACAAAAGUUGGACUUGCAGGAAUAACAACGGUAACUGGAGGUGGUGGGGGAGGCUAUGAGAUGUCAGUUUCAGGAACUGGAAUAGAUUCAUUGGAAAACGGACAAAAUAGAACAAAGCAAUUCAAAAAUGUUGUGCAGAAACUAAAUUAUGAUCUGUUUGUUCAGAAUCAAUAUGACAAACAAUUACGUCCUACAAAAGACCCAGCAACAAUCACAUCAGUAUCUCUGGGUUUUACAUUGAGACAGAUUUUAGACUUGGACGAAAAGAAUCAAGUGUUGAAAACAUUUUUAUGGAUGACACAAAGUUGGACCGAUGAAUUUCUGACAUGGAAUGAAACAGAGUACGAAGGAGUAACAAACAUUUGGGUUCCAUCCACAUCAGUAUGGAGGCCAGACAUUGUAAUAUAUGAAGAAACAGGCUUGCGAGACUACCAACCUAGGCUGCCUCAUACCAGAGUUAGCAGUACAGGAAGAGUACGAGCAGCUGAACCAUUGGUUAUAGAAACAAGCUGUAGCAUCAAUAUAGCUUUCUUUCCAUUCGAUUAUCAGAGAUGUUCUCUCACAUUCACAUCCUGGACAUUUCCAAGUUCACAAAUGGAUGUUUUUUCACCAAGCAGAGAUACAAAAGCAAUGUUGGACAACGUUGACCUUUACUUUGUAAAAACAGGAGAAUGGACAAUACAGAAUGUUGAAAUCGUGAAAACAACUGAAAGUUUUGCGAGUAUCGUUGAAAAUUCUGAGAAAUCAGCAUGGAGUGGAAAUCAAACAUUUCAAGACACUUCUCAUAUAAGAAAAAUGACAAUGGAUGUCUCAAAGAUGGUACAAGAAGUUUAUCCAGACCGACUGACAGAUUUUCAUUGGUCUGAUGUCAAGUUUACAUUUGUACUUCGUCGAAACUCAUCUCUGUACAUGCAGAGUAUGUUGUUCCCGGCUAUUCUGCUAACAACAGUUGCAUUACUUGGAUUCUACUUGCCACCUGAUAGUGGAGAAAGGAUUGGACUACAGAUUACUAUUCUUUUGACUUUCAUGGUUUUCUUGCUUACCGUUGGAGAGAUGUUUCCAGCUUCUACUGGUCCAUUCCUUGGAGUAUAUUAUGUAUUGUGUAUGGCUCUACUUGGAAUCAAUUUAUUCAUGACAGUGUUGGUGUUACAUCUACACUACAUGCCUAGUGCUGCUGUCAUUGGAACUAAAGAGGGAGGAGGUCUCCAGAUCAAGCCUGUACCAGUGUGGGUUCGAUGGCUUUUGCGGAUUGCCAAAUUUCAAUUUCGGACAAAGACAGAUGAUGGUAGAGAUACACCGACUUCUCAUAUUGUAACAGAUAUUAUAAACACGGGUCGUUUGGGAGCUAAAAUUCCAGAAUCGAAGCAAAACUCUCCUGCACGAGCGCAUAAACAAAAGGGGCCAGAAAACGGAAAAGUUCUAUCUGAGAAUCAAUAUGACCCUAAUUACAAUGAGAUGGUGAAAGGCGAUAAAUACAUGGUUAACACAAGAAAAACAUCCUUACCAGGAAAAAUGAACAAAGUAACACCAGAGUGGGCACAAGAGCAGUGUCAUGAUAAAAUUUCACCACACGAAAGAGAUGACAGCAUUGCAGUUGAACAGAGCGAUGAUAUUAACGUAUUUAUAAAUUAUGCUACGGCGACACCUAAUGGAAGCUUGAGAUCAAACUCCUCGCGCACUUCGUCCUCAACCAGAAAUCGUCACCAUCGCAACAAAGAAAACAAUGGUAGUAACCAUGGUGGCAACCAAAGUGCAAUUCAUCAGAAGAUAAUAAAAAACAUGAACCAAAUCACAGAUUAUUUGAAAUCGCAAAAUCAACAUUUGCAAGAAAGUAACAUUAGCGAAGAAAUUGAGAAUGAAUGGAGAGCUAUGGCUCGAACAAUCGACCAUCUGUGCAUGAAAACAUACUUGGCCAUUCUUAUUCUGAGUCACAUUUGCAUAUUGGCAGCAGCACUAGUUCAAAGUGCAGACUAUCAUGCUUCAGAAAAUCGUUGAUUCAAAGAUAACAUGAUUUUUGGGCCAUAAACUCAAGUCUGACAUCAUUGCAAUUGUCCAAGAGAUGACUAAAAACACCAUAUUUCCCUUGGUGUGCGAUAAAUAAUUAAACAUGAUUAUUCUUGUCGCAUACAAUCUAUAUCGAAAUAAUCUAUUAUAACUAAAAGGCUAUUACAAAGAUAAAUGAUUUUUGGGCCAUAAACUCAA